AUGAAAAAUAAUUAUGGCAAUUAUACGAGUGAUUAGCACUAAUUUCUUAACAAGAUCAAGACAGAUACGUUGUUCAACUUGCACCAUGACCCUCAAUCCUUUCUCUCGCUUUCCUCGUACAACACCUCAUGGCUUGCUAUGGUCCUCGAUCCAGACUGCCCUUGCCAACUUAUGUUCGAGACAUGCUUAGAUUGGGUGCUCGAGAACCAGAGUGAAGAAGGGUUCUGGUCAGAUUUCACCACCCAAAUGAAUAUCAUCCCUUCCAUAGAAUGCCUUCCCUCGACACUCGCUCGCUUACUUGCACUUAAAAGGUGGAAUGUUGGUGCAAAGUUGAUAGACAAAGCUUCUCAUGGUCUACCCAUCAUUUUCCCUAGAAGCGUAUGUGAGCCGAUCAUUAUGGAUUUAUUCCAAAAUCAACAAGAAAUUCUGCAAAGGGUGGAACUUAUGGACAAAGAUCGAUAUCUUCCGUUACUAGCGUACCUAGAGGCAUUGCCUCCAUGGUAUGAGGUUCAUGAGGAUGUAAUAAUACACAAUUUGAGCAAUGAUGGUUCCUUGUUCCACUCUCCCUCUACCACUGCUCAAGCGUAUAUGGUCACUGGAAAUAUUAACCGCUUGGCCUACCUCCAAUCUUUGGCACAAAAUUUCCUUAACCAUGGAGUUCCCUCAUUUUAUCCGAUGGGUGAAGAGUUCAUAAAGCUACUCAUGGCCAACCAAACUAUGCGACUGUGAUUGGCCGAGCACAAAUUCACUGGUAAUAAGCCAAAGAAUCAUUUGGAACUACAAGCAGCACAAAAUUACGUCUGUCGAAUCAGCCAGCUUCAUACCUACACAGCUAUGUAUGAAAGCAUUAGCCUUUUGGCUGUUAUGAGUAUAUGGCCACAACAUAUCACCCUCUAUUUUGCUGGUUUUUUACGUGAUGAAGGAACGCGGGAUCGCGUAAUAUACAACUAUGAAGACUUUACAACCAUGUUGCUUAAUAUUUACAGAGCCACGGUUCUAAUGUUUCCAGGAGAACCUGAGCUUCAAGAAGCAAGUCCUUUUCGAGGAAGUAUUUGGAAAAAAAUCAUGACUGAGGGAGAUACAACCUUUCGCCUAAUUGCACAUAAAUUGAGUUUUCCAUGGGCUACUCGAAUGGAUCAUCUAAAGCAUAGGAUAUGGAUAGAACACGGUAAUGCUCAUCCUUUGUGGAUAGGAAACUCCUCCUUCCAUAGGUAUUACUGUUGUGAAAUGGGGUUCGGUCUAGAGAAAACUACUUACUAUUACUUUGCCUGUGCUAUCAGUUGUACUCUUCCAUUCCGAUCCAACAUAUGUCUCAUGGUUCUAAAAAGUGCUAUAAUCAUAACCGUUGCUGAUGAUUUUUAUGACACAAAGGGUUUCGUGGAGGAGCUCGAAGAGCUCACUGAUGCAGUUUUAAGAUGGAAUGGUCGAGGUUUAAGGAACCACGGUAAGACAAUAUUCAAAGCCCUAGAGCAUCUUGUGUCCGAUCUUGCGAUGGAAUUUGCAUAUCUUGCAAACCCUAAUCUUUCGUAUCAUCGACUUCAAUCAACCCUGUACCGUAACAUAACAAGCAGGUUGCUCAUGCUUACUACCCGAUUGCUCAAUGACAUGCAAAUUUACAUGAAAGAAGAAAAGGAAGGGACAAUGAACUUGCGGUGGAUAUACAUGAAAGAAAAUCCGGAAGUCGAGAUGGGGGAUGCAGUUCGACAUGACCAAGCGAUGCAGGUCGAAAGGAAGAUGGAAUUCCUUCAAUCCGGAUGUGUGAAGCCCCAAAAAUGAGAACCGUUAGGCCCUGUUCAAAGUUGAAUGCGACUAAAAUUAUAGUUGGCCCAUAAAUAGGCCCAAA
Messenger RNA from Punica granatum (pomegranate), 1843 nucleotides. Lineage: Eukaryota; Viridiplantae; Streptophyta; Magnoliopsida; Myrtales; Lythraceae. The record is from RefSeq and is a predicted model, not a curated record.